Bacidia gigantensis is the source of this 861-nucleotide messenger RNA. RefSeq lists its product as uncharacterized. The transcript has 2 exons. Gene Ontology annotation, biological process: retrograde vesicle-mediated transport, Golgi to endoplasmic reticulum. NCBI's taxonomy places the organism in Eukaryota, Fungi, Ascomycota, Lecanoromycetes, Lecanorales, Ramalinaceae. The record is from RefSeq and is a predicted model, not a curated record. Gene Ontology annotation, cellular component: endoplasmic reticulum; SNARE complex. Gene Ontology annotation, molecular function: SNAP receptor activity. Bases 1 to 861 code for a protein of 286 amino acids.
AUGGCACGGAAUCCAACAACAAAUGCCAGCCCACGCGAAAUCGCAGCCAUAGAUCUGAAUCGGGUCCUCGUUCGCCUAGAGCAUCAGCUUCUCUCCGUAGAUGCAGACCCUAAACUUCAACAUUCCAGCUUCGAGCGCAACAAAACUUCCUCCAAUCUUGAGUAUGCUCGUACCCUUCUCCUCCGUCUUGAGCACGAUGCCUCUCGUCAAAAGAUCACGUCCCGUAAAGCCGCCGCCGAGUCGACGCUCUCUCACCAACGCGCCCUUCUCAAGCGCCUGACGGAUCGCAUGCACAAGAUAGAGCAAACCGGCGAUGAGGCAGAUGACUACAGUGACCACUCAAAUGAUCUGCUGGACUCAGAUAACGAAGGAGAAAACCAAGUGAAAUCAGCAUUUGCAGAAGCACCGGCUCCAGCUUCUACAGCUGCCCAAAAUUCCGAUCGUCCCCCUUCUCCCGGUGCUGGUCUACGUAAUCGCUUUGCUCCUUCAGCUUCUUCACAAAUCAAAGACGAUCUUCCAUCUACGGACGAAGACAAUACCACAGCGACGCUCCUACAAUCCUCUGAUCUCGAAGCCUCUCAGUUGACAAGCUCCCUUCUCUCCUUGGCCCAACAACUCAAAGCCUCCACUCAUACCUUCUCCGACUCGCUCAAAGCCGAUGAUGAAGCACUUCGACGAGCUACUGAGGGUUUGGACAACAAUGAGACGGCGUUGGAGGCGGCAGGGAAGAGAAUGGGAAUGUUGAGGAUGAUGAGUGAGGGACAGGGGUUGUGGGGAAGGAUGAUGUUAUAUGCAUGGAUCGCAGGGCUGUGGGUGGCUGCCAUUUUGUUGGUCUUUGUAGGGCCGAAGUUGAGGUUUUGA